UCUCCCUGGAGAUGGAGAAUCUGGAUUCAUCUGCUCAGGAGUCCAGAGAGGAGAUACAGUUGGAUCUUUGAGAUCCUUUGAACCAGAUGGGCUCCCGCAUUCGGCCCCAUGGACGGCGGUGAAUUCAGUCCCGAGUCGUCCCGGGACAGACCCAGCUGCUGUGGGCUCUCCAGGAAAAUCCUCGUGUGUCUGGGCGUGGGUGUCCUGGCCCUCAUCCUGUCCGGGCUCGGGCUCGCCUUGUUCGCGGUUCACAGAUGGCGACUUUUCUCCAAGCCCCUGCAGUGGAACGCGACCCGCACCACCCCGCACUUCUCGGAGAUCUUCCUAGGGCGAUGCUACCUCUACACCCAAGUCCUGCACCCUGAGCUGGGAAGCACAGACUGCGUCAGGAUAAUGAAUACAUUCAAAAGUGCAUUUAUUUCAAAGCAUCCUUGCAACAUCACAGAGGAAGACUAUCAACCACUAAUUGAGUUGGAUACUCAAACUUUACCCUGCGAUAAGUUUGUCUUUUGGAGCAAAUCCGGUGACCUGGCUCAUCAGUAUACAAGGAUCCAGCAGGAAAUGUUCACCCUGGAGGACACGUUUCUGGGCUACUUGGCUAAUGAACUCUCAUGGUGUGGUGACCCCAACACUCAUAAAAUGAAUGAGCACUCUUGCCCAAACUGGAGAGAUUGCCCUAACAACCCCAAGUCGGUGUUCUGGAAAGUCAUGUCUAGGAAGUUUGCAGAAGCUGCCUGUGGUGUGGUUCAGGUGAUGCUCAAUGGUUCCAUCAUUAGUCCCUUUGACAAAAGCAGCACAUUUGGAGGUGUGGAAAUGCCUCAUUUUAACCCAAAGAAGGUUCGUAAACUACAAGCCUGGGUGAUGCACAAAAUUGGAGGACUUUCCAGUGACUCAUGUUCAAAUCCUUCCAUAAAUGAGCUGAAGAAGAUUGCAGAUCAAAAGCAAAUUCCAUUUGUGUGCCAUAACGACUACAGGCCUAUCAAGCUCAUUCAGUGUGUGAAAGAUCCUGAGCAUCCUUCUUGCCGCUAAUAAUAUCUGAACCAUGAGUGGUUUGCCUUUGACUCCUUGGAGAAUAUAUUCCCCAUGUGUGGCUCAGCAGAGCUGAGGUCUGGAGAGUUAAAUAUCUGGAGUAGGAUUCUGUGACAACAUCAGCACUGGAGAUGGAAGCCUUUCCCCACAAAACUAUGAAAAAUCACAUAUGUUACUAGCAUAGUUCUUAUUGUGUCCUACUACUAUGCAAAAGAAAAAUAUAUUAAAAUGAAGUGUUAUUGUAAGUUA
Messenger RNA from Dipodomys spectabilis (banner-tailed kangaroo rat), 1278 nucleotides. RefSeq names its product CD38 molecule (gene Cd38). Gene Ontology annotation, molecular function: phosphorus-oxygen lyase activity; NAD+ nucleosidase activity. The transcript is spliced from 9 exons. Bases 109 to 1029 code for a protein of 306 amino acids. Gene Ontology annotation, cellular component: plasma membrane. The record is from RefSeq and is a predicted model, not a curated record. Lineage: Eukaryota; Metazoa; Chordata; Mammalia; Rodentia; Heteromyidae. Gene Ontology annotation, biological process: positive regulation of B cell proliferation.